AUGUCUGCAUAUACCACACCCAUUCCUCUUAGCGGACGAGGCCUAACGGCAAAGCUUGUGCGCCGAACAGAGAUUCCAAAGUCCGAUAAGGAUGACGAGACCAGGGCCAUUGACAUUGUAGCUGUCCACGGCCUGACCCCCUGGGAGUCCUACACUGGCUCUUCCUUCUGGCUGCGCGAUUUCAUUGCAAAGGACAUUCGAGGGGCCAGAGUGUUUACAUUUGAUUACGACGUCAAGACAGUUUGGUUAUGCGAGGCACCACUGGAGGGCAUACAGGACGCGACCGGGGCUCUGCUUGCUCAAAUUGCUGCUAUUCGGGAAGAAGUCCCAGCGGCACGGCCUCUAGUGUUGAUCUGCCAUGGCUUCGGUAGCUUUAUCGUUGAAUCAUGCCUGAAUGAUGCCUUUACACACUUUCCAACUAUAUUCAAUUGCACUCUGGGGGUCAUCUUCCUUAGUACACCGCAACGCACGUCACCUGAGGUCCCCUGGGCGACGCUUUUGAUGCGUUGCGCGAGCGACGGUAUACCUCUAGGGUCGGCCCAGGUUGAACUGUCAUCUUUGGGAGACCUUGGUUGGGCAGAGAGCAGUGUAGUUGCUCUGCGCGAUAUCUCCGAGGGCUUCAAGGCAAAGGCAAAGGCAACUAAGAAAAUGAAAUUGCUUUUCUGCUACGAAGAUGUUCCGACGCCACCACAACAAGAAUGUAGUUUGAACGAGUACUGCGCAGCCCUUGGUCUUCGCAGCGAGAAGGUCGAGUUGAUGGUGGGUUGCAGUCACCUCUCCAUGGCAAGUUUCCUAAGCAGGAAGGAUGAGAACUACCAAAGGAUUGUCUCUGUCAUCAAGAAGAUUCGCAAGUCGGCAUUGAAAGAUACGGAAUCCACUUUUACUUUGGAACUUUCUAAAUCUGGGCGGCGUAAAAACGUUCAGAAAAUUCAGAACCCCCGGGACAUUGAGGAAUCUCAGGCCAUGAAUGUACAUGCCCUCCCGAGUACCUUGGUCGUGGGUCAACAGAAUGUCAGCUUCCAGAACACAGUUACCGUUACCCACAUUACCCCCAAAGUCACGCCAUUCUCGCCGGUGCCAAUGCAUGCAUCCAGUGCUUGUGAAUUAAGCCAUGGCACGUUGCCGGGUACCAUGAUCACGCUCACUCAGCCAGCGCCAGCCUAUGGCAGCAUCCAGGAUGCGUCAAGGUCCUCUAUCCCGACUCGUCCCGCUACUCCACAACUCACGCAAUUUGGUCCGAACUUGAAGAUUCCUAGGCGUCCUGUUGGCCUGCCCGCUAGGAAGCCAAUAUUUGUACCGCAUUCUACGUCUGGUCAAUUGGGACAGGAAAAACAACACUCUCAACGCCCACUCACCAACAUUGCGCCAAUCACUGCGCCAGAACCGAAUUCCUCUGCCAAGUCAGGCAAGGAGCCCAGAAGGCCGCACGAGGCCGGUCCUCUGGCUCCCGCAAAACUACCAUCGAAACCUGGAAAUGCGGCACUCAAGCCACCAGUAGUCCAUCAACUGGUCGGUAAUAAAGGCAUGCUCUCCGCCUCUCUCAAUAGUUACAGGCCAGACCAGGAAAUGCAUUAUCCAACUGCCCAUGGCAUACCAAUCGGUUCAUCCCAGCAUAUCGCCCCGCAGCCUAGUUCAACCACCUACCAAUAUCCUCCAGUCUCGCAUCCGCUUCCUACCAAUCAUCCUAUGGCGCAUACAACCGCAGCAAUGCCUGUUCAAACCAAGCCCCCAAAGAAAGUGGCAAAGCCGCCAAAAUUACUCUCAGACGCGCCAAGCACCAAACCUCCAAAGCUACCAGGGACGAAGUCGGUGCCCCAACAGACCCGUUCCCAGAAGAUUGAGCCAGGAAUUAGACCCACUCCGAUUUCGACUACCGCAGGUGGAAGAACCAUUCCCCAAAUCCAUCCAGCGCUUUGUUCAACCGCUGCACAGCAGAGUCUACGGGAACCGCAGCUACAGCCCAGCUUUACUCCACCCCCCAAGAAGCCCGGGCUUUUCAGGAGGCUGCUCUCGGCUGGCAAGGUUUCGCAACCUCCCCCCACCCCAACAGGCUCCAGAGUGCCCUCUGGAUCACAAGUUGGUCUACACCAGCCGUACAACACGUCCAAACCUCCGUCCAGGCCUCCCAGUUUAGGAGGCUCUGGAGCGCCCCCGGGAUCACAAAGUGGUCCAUACCAGCAGUACAAGCCGCCCAAGCCGCCUAAGCCGUCCAGGCCGACCAGCUUAGGAGCCCAUGGAAUGUACUCGGGACCACAAAGUGUUCCAUACAAACCUCGCUUGCCGCCGUAUGGCCCGCUGAGACCUGCACAAGGCCCACCCAUGCAUGGCCACAGUCCUCAUGGCCAUUACGGGCCAGGGCAGCAUCAGCAAUGGGCUCAUGGUAACCAAUGGGGCCAAGGCCAUGGUUUCUAUAAUGGACCAGGUCCAACUCCUACUCAUAUUACCAGUAAUUGUCUGAUGAUGCCAAUAGUUCCAGUUGGGCCUAUAAUUCCAGAGGAGCCAACGGGCCCCGUCGAGCCGGUAGAACCAGCUGAACCAACAGUUCCAGUUGCCCCAACUGUUCCAAUUGAGCCUACAGUUCCAGUUGAGCCUACAGCUCCAGGUGCGGCUAGCCUACUUGCGGCUCCAGGUCCAGUCAAGCCAACAGGUUCAGGUGUCCCAACAGGUCCAGCCGGGGCUACAGGCCUAAUUGAGGUGACAAGCCCAGUCAAGCCCGCAGCUUCAGUUGAGCCAACAUGUCCGCCUACAGGUCCAAUUGAAGCCACAGGCCUAGUUGCUGCUACAGGCCUAGUUGCUGCUACGGGCCUAGUUGCUGCUACGGGCCUAGUUGCUGCUACGGGCCUAUCCAAGCCAACGGACCCAGUCCAGCCUGCAGGUCCCCUCGAGCCUACAGAUCCAGUCAAACCGAUCGGUCCAUUCGAACAUACAGGUCCGGUUGAGCCUACAGGACACAGCUUUACUUAUGAUGAAAAUCAUGGACAGACCUGGAAGCCUGGUUAUAGUCAUGAUCUGGGUUAUCAUCCCGAAAGCCAAAGUAGUCAAAGCGGAAAUAUAGCCGCUGGUCUUACAGGUCUAGCUAUAGGAGCGGCUAGUGCAGCUAUUCUGAUGGCCUCUAUGAACCAUGGCAACGGUGACAAUGAGCAUAACGUCGAAGAGGUUGAAGAUGACAGUGGAGACGACAGUGAUGAAGAUGAAGGUGAUCAUGAUAGUGAAAUGGGAAAUGAUAGUGGUGAAGAGGGAGGAGAACACMAAGAUUAUGACAAUAGUGAUGAAAAUGGAUGGGGAGAUGAUAGCGAUGAGGAUAGGGGAGAAGAUGAAAGCAAAGAAGGCAGUGAUCAGGAGGAGGGAGAUGAAAGUGAAGAAGGCAGUGAUCAAGAGGAGGGAGAUGAAAGUGAAGAAGGCAGUGAUCAAGAGGAGGGAGAUGAAAGUGAAGAAGAUACUGAUCAAGAGGAGGAAGAUGAAAGUGACGAAGAUACUGAUCAAGAGGAGGCAGAUGAAAGUGAAGAAGAUACUGAUCAAGAUGAGGAAGACGAAAGCGAAGAAGCCAGUGAUCAAGAAGAGGAUGCUUACAGCUAUGGUGGAGACGAGGAUGGCGGAGAGGAAUAUGAUUACUAA
Molecule: messenger RNA, 3615 nt
Organism: Aspergillus pseudoviridinutans
Lineage: Eukaryota; Fungi; Ascomycota; Eurotiomycetes; Eurotiales; Aspergillaceae
Exons: 4
Coding region: 1-3615 (1204 amino acids)
Source: RefSeq, a predicted model, not a curated record